Cydia pomonella (codling moth) is the source of this 4295-nucleotide messenger RNA. It is a transcript of the gene Aps, whose product is annotated as diphosphoinositol polyphosphate phosphohydrolase 2. Bases 372 to 836 code for a protein of 154 amino acids. The record is from RefSeq and is a predicted model, not a curated record. Gene Ontology annotation, biological process: diadenosine hexaphosphate catabolic process; diadenosine pentaphosphate catabolic process; diphosphoinositol polyphosphate metabolic process. The transcript has 4 exons. Gene Ontology annotation, cellular component: cytoplasm; nucleus. Gene Ontology annotation, molecular function: bis(5'-adenosyl)-pentaphosphatase activity; bis(5'-adenosyl)-hexaphosphatase activity; endopolyphosphatase activity. NCBI's taxonomy places the organism in Eukaryota, Metazoa, Arthropoda, Insecta, Lepidoptera, Tortricidae.
AUGGCAACCUUGUUUCCUUCUUCCGGCUGUCAGCUGAUAGUCCCUUGCUUUUGCUUUCCAAAACCUAUUUCGAUUUUCGUAAAGAAAACGUCAGGCACCAUUCAACAUGGGCUCGAAAUACGCGAUCAAGAGCUAGUUAUAGCUGAAAUAUUGCUCUAAUUGUAGUGUUAUCGUUAUUAUAGUUUCAUUUUACAUGUACGUUGUGUAACUCUUCAAUUAGUCGAAAAUGGAUACGUUUAUCACAGGAUACCUCAGUUAUGGCGUUUGUUGAUCACUAAAAAAUUUCGUUCGGUUGAUAAUUUUCUUUAUAUUUGAUGUCCGUUUUUCGUUCGUGAUCGUCUGUUUCGUUCGCGUUUACGUGUUUACUCGAAAUGGUGAAGGAGAAGCCAAAUUCGAUCCGGAUCUACGAUGAGGAAGGUUUCCGACGCCGUGCGGCUUGUAUAUGCGUGCGAUCCGACGCCGAAACGGAGGUGUUGCUAGUGACAUCAUCUCGGCGGCCGGACAACUGGAUAGUGCCGGGUGGCGGCGUGGAGCCCGAGGAGGAGCCGUCAGUGACGGCCAUGCGGGAGGUGCUGGAGGAGGCUGGUGUCAUCGGCAAGCUUGGCCGCUGUCUCGGCGUCUUUGAGAACCGCGAACACAAGCACCGUACCGAAGUGUACGUGAUGACGGUCACCCAAGAACUGGCCGAGUGGGAGGACGCGCGCCUCAUGGGCCGCAAGCGGCAGUGGUUCUCCAUCGACGACGCGCUGGCCCAGCUGGCGCUGCACAAGCCCAUCCAACGGCACUACCUGCAGCAGCUCCGACGCAGCCGGAAGCCGGACCCCGACGGGAGCUAAGCGGUGUGCUGACAGGUUUUUGUGAUGUUCGCUGGCGCCUCCCGCGGCACGACACAUUCUAACCUUCGACUCAAGAUAACUUGACACUAGAAUAAGAAAUGCUGUUCGUUGUCCUUUCUUUAAAAUCCAUAAAUUCCAUUUUAACCUUGUGAGGUCCCAUGUCUGGAACAUGAAUUUGGACUCUAUACAUACCGUGCUAAAGUUAAAAUUUGUCUGAAAAAGAUGACGUCAGCGGACUCGGAAUUUUAAGUUUGAUUUAUAUUUAUCAUACCUGCCUACUAAAAGUGAUACAUUUUAAUGUCCGUCUCCUAUACUGUUUUUCAGCAUUAUAAUGCACUUCGCAGAAGUACUUUAUUUAUUUAAAACUUAAUACACAAAAUAUUUUUAAAAAAAUGGCGGACUUGCGUAAAGGCAUUUUGUACCAAUCAUUAUAAGAUAUUAAAUAUAGGUAUUAGAACGGCUCACUCACGAAUUAAAGUCUAAAAUCGCUCGACAUGUUUCACUCCGUGUCGAGUAGCAUUAUCGGGAGCUCGUUUUAAUUUAUUAGUCUUAAAAUAUCAAAUGUCUUGAUAUCUUGUAACUUGUAAGGUUAGAAUGGGACGGUCCCGGGAGGCAUAACUUUCGCAUUAUACAUUGUAGAUGCCGCAUAUUUUUAUCUUCUACAAUACUAUUUUAGCAGUGUUGGCUUUCGAUUUGUCCUAGUUUUACACCAAUAAUUGUAUUUAUUAUAAUCAUAACAUCUAUUUUAUUUAUGAAUAGUAAUCAUUUCAAACAGGGCUUAAAGUAUGGGCUUAAAGUCGUAUAAAUAUUUAUGACACUUUGUCCAUGUCCGUACACUGAUCGAGGCGCCUCGAGAGGAAAUUGCUGCGCGAGGCAACUCGGUCUGUGAAAAUGCCUCGCCCGAGUUAUUUCGGUGCGUGCGUUUGUGUGCGUGCCUAUUUAAGAGAAAAAUGCUGAAAUAAGUUUCACUAGAUGUCGCUUCUACAUCGAAUGAUACUCCCAUAAGCUAUGUCCACACUGUGCCUUUUUUAUAAACAUAAACAAGCGCCAUAUGUAAAAACAACUCAAACAUUUCAUAAAUAUUAUCUAAGCAACCUUCAAGACGAGUACCUAAGUGAAAUAUAAAUUGCGAAGUUCUUGGCAAAAAUGAGACCUUACUUGGGUCCGUUUGACUAAUGUCACCUGUCAAAUGGCCCGUAACUGACAGGCGCUAUAGUCGUGCACAUAGCCCAUUGGUGAGUGACGUUUAUGGAUAUUACGAAUGCAGUGAAAAGGUCAAAACUCUUUAUUUAAGUAAGGAUAGAUCCCUAAGCCAACACUAUCAUAAUCGACCGCUAUAGGGAUGGGUAUGAGACUAUUGUUAUUUUAUUAAGGCGCCCAGUAGCCAUACCAUGAGUUGACGUUUACGUUUAGCAACUGCAUUAACUCGAUCGCAGUCCAUCUCGCUCUCACUGAUGUAUUGGUGCGAUCGAGUUCACGCAGAUGCUAACGUCAAUGUCAAACGCCAACGCGGUAGCCGUGCUGUUUGUAUUGAUAUACUGUCCUAUAUGAAUGACAAAAAUGUAAUUUUAAUGUAAAAUUAUCAUAGCAUGAAUGAACAUUUAUACUGUAAAUUAAGACAAUUUUAAUCGACUGACUUUAGAUCUGUUCCAUGUUUUAUUAUACAAAUGUACUUCUUCAUUUAAUUAGUUACUGGAAUUGUAUUCUUCAGACAUUCACAAGUUAUUUUAACUCAUAAUAGGGCAGUAUAAAAGUUAAAAUGUAUCCUUAUUGUACUAUUAAUACAACUGCAAGAAACCAUAGACUUCAUAAUUAUGUAGUAUCUCGCAAUAAAUUAACAGCAAUUUUAUUGUCUAUUUAACAAUAGAAAAUAUUCAGUUGCCACUCGUUCUUAAAAUGCCACAUCCGCAAAAUACAAUGCAUUCUUUAAUGUCUGUCGCAACAACAUAUCAACUUUAUCAAGCUUAUGAAAUGUAACUGUUUCAAUUAAAUGUGUCUGUAUUGUAACGGUUGUGCAUAGAUUCAGCUGAAUCCUAUAAAAUUGCCCCGUGUAAAAACUGAAUCUACAAAAAAAAACAAUCAUAGAACUUGCUCACAAAAUUUCACGAGAACCAGUUGAGAAUGGCGAGUAGUAGAGGAAAACAUCCGGACAUACGCAAGCAUUUUUGCCCAAGCUCAAACGGAGACCUACGCUAACGCUCGGUCAAUUAAAAGACCAAUGAAGGCUUUGAGAUACCUAGAGAUAAAAUAAAAUAGCAAAUGGCACGAGUUGUGUACAGAUUUAUGAGCUGCUUGUUCACUUUCAUAUGUCUGAAUGUAACUGCAUUAUCCAAAACGAAAGGAACACUUGAAAUGUCGGGUAAAAGAUGACAGAAACAUCAGAAAUUUUGUUAACAUAUUUUUUAUAUUGAGGAAAUGUGGCAUAUUGUGAAAUCGUUGCAAACUUAUCAACCUUUUACUGGUAGAUUCACGAAAACUGUUCAGAACAGAUUGAAUGACAAAUUCAGUUUCAUUUUAUUUGUGGCAGAUUCGUAAAAUUACAUAUAAACAUGCAAUGCGUUCUAUCCCAUUCAAACCACGUUUUUGUUAUUUUUCAUAUGACAAUUAAAUUUUUACAUAUAUGUAUCUCUAAUGAAAUUAAAUGUGGAAUCAGUCUGACAUUCACAUUGGCCUGUCACUGGUUAGGUUAGGUUACCGGACUGUAACUCGGCUAGGGGACUUCAGCGAAAACGGUGAACUUAUGGUCAACGAAAUAAGGAUCACUGUUGGACGCGUUCGACGAGUUUGUUAGAGAAAAUUGACAACGCGCGCGUAGAAAUUUGAGAUUUUUAGCUUUUUAAUUGACAACCCUAAAGAAAGAUGUCAUGCUCCUUGUCAACCCCACUUUUCGUUUUGAUUAUUCUUUUAAUUGGCAAGUUAGUAUCAGUUCUACUCAGUGUACAUACUCAAAACCUCUUGUACCUUGAUAGAUUGAAUGUGUGAUCAAAAUGAAUUUGGGGUUGCUAUGGAUCUCUCGCCAACAACCCAACAUUUUUUAUGCCAAUCUUAACUUUUUCGUAAGGGUCUGGAACCAUGUACGCUCUGAUACAUUAUUCAAUUGCAUUUCGGAGUGCUGAAUUGUCAUUGAAAAAUAAAACUUAGUAGGGUUGCCAAGUAGAUUGACAUUAAGCUAGUGCUAGCGGAUUUGGUAUUUAUUUUUUAGAUAUUAGAGCUCAUUUUUAAUGUUUUUUGCGCGCGAGUUGUUACUUUUCCACAGUAACUUUGGCGGUAGAUCAUCGCUAUGAACACUUCUUUUCUAUUUUUACGUAUAUUUUUAUACUACGAUGGAAUAAAUGUUAAUUUUAUUUUGUUAGCAUUAAAACGAAAAAGACAUCGCCGAUAUUUUUAUUUAAAUGAAAUCUUGUUUUUUUUUUUUAAGUAUCCUGGUAUAGUUUUAAUAAUAAAUUUAUAUUGCUCUUC